Xyrauchen texanus (razorback sucker) is the source of this 2008-nucleotide messenger RNA. Its product is annotated as G2/M phase-specific E3 ubiquitin-protein ligase-like. The transcript is spliced from 7 exons. Gene Ontology annotation, cellular component: nucleus. Gene Ontology annotation, molecular function: ubiquitin-protein transferase activity; zinc ion binding; nucleic acid binding. The record is from RefSeq and is a predicted model, not a curated record. Lineage: Eukaryota; Metazoa; Chordata; Actinopteri; Cypriniformes; Catostomidae. Bases 1 to 2007 code for a protein of 668 amino acids.
AUGAAAGAAGAUAAAGAGAUCCAAAAACAGCAAGAGGCAGGUAAAGUUACAAGAGAUGCACAGAAAGAGAGAGAAGAAAAUAACAGAGAAAUGCUAGGAUGUUUGAGAGAGAAAUACAGCAAGGAGCUAACUGUGGAGGUGGAGGUGGAAGGAACUGAGAAAAUCUCCAUGAUGGACUUGCUGAAGGGAGUAAAGAAGGAGUGUGGAGAGGUGAUCGGUUGCAGGGUGAGAGGUGAAAGGAUCUAUGAACUUACAAUGAAGAACAAUGGAGCAAAAGAGAAACUAAUGGAUGGAGUGAGGAUACAAGGAGUGAUGGUGACUGCCAGGGAUAUCAUUAAUAAUGACAUGGUGGUUUCCUUCAUCAACUUGCCGGUGUAUUUGGAGGAUGAGAAGAUACUCUCCAAACUGGAAGAGUGGGGGGUAAAACCACUCUCAUCAAUUAAACGUCGGGUAUGGCCUGGAACGGAUACUGUGGAUGGAACAAGGUUCCUAAAAGUUCGCUUUACGGAGCAGGUAUGUUCGCUUCCAUACUCCACAAAGUUUGAGACUCUGAAGGGCACAGAAUAUUUUCGGGUCAUCCAUGAUAGGCAAGUGCGUGUUUGCAGACUUUGCAUCAAGCCAGGGCACAUAUUCAGAGAGUGCCCUGAAUUUAAGUGCUUUAAGUGUGGCAAGAGUGGACACUAUGCAAGAGAUUGUGAAGAACGGAUGAGAACAGGGAGAGAGCGGAUGGAUAGACAAGAAGAAGGUGAAAGAAGAAACAAUAUUCUGACAGAGGAACAAGGCGAGAGGACAACUGAUGAUGUGGAAAUGCAAGGGACGGAUGGAGCUGUGCGAGAGAUAUGGGAUGUUCCAGAUGAAGCAAGCACACCAAAUGCAGGAAGCACAUCAAACAGCACAGAUGUAUUAACUUCUGCAGACAUUGUGUCAAAUCUCUCAUUGAAGAUAAUAAAAACAUCUUGCAGCAGAUUCAACAUAAAUAGAGCCGAUGUUUGGGAUGGAGCAAUUCGUGGAUUCAGACGUGCAUCAUACAACCCAUCACACGACAUGCUUGUUAAAUUCACAGAUGACGAAGGCACAACUGAAGAUGCAGUGGACACAGGUGGUCCCAAACGUGAGUUUCUAACCCUCCUAAUGGACUGUUUAAGGACACGGAGAAUCUUUGAUGGUCCAGCAAAUAGGAGAUUUCUCACCUUUAACAGUGCAGCUGCCAGAGAAGAUGAAUACUUUCUUGCGGGGCAGAUGAUUGCAGUUUCGAUUGUUCACGGUGGUCCAGGUCCUCGCUUCCUCUCAGAUAUGCUAUACAAUCACCUCACUGGAAGGACUGACAUUAAUGGAACAGCUGAAGAUAUAACAGAUGAGACCAUGAAGGCAGCUUUACUUGAGAUAUCUAGUGCAGCAUCUUUGGAUGAAUUACACAUGCUUAUGGAUAAGUAUGCCAGCUUGCUGCAGACUGCUGGAUGUUUUGAUUACCCACAAAGUGUAGAAGGCAAAGAAAACAUUGUUAAGGAUUUCAUACAGUGGUACAUAAUUUACAGAAACCAAUACUCCGUACAAAGAUUUAGCGACGGUCUUUCCACCCUGGAUGUCAUCCAUGCCCUGGAACAACAUCCAAGUGUAUUCAGACCCUACAUGUGCUACAAUUUUGAGAAACUAACACCUGAAUCACUGGAGGCUGUCUUCAAGGCUCAGCUCAGUGAAGUUGGUAGCACCAGACGACACGAAGAAACAAGGAUUCUAGGAUACUGGAGAGACUAUCUGCUUGACACUGGAGAACAAGAAACUGGAAUCUCCCUCCAGGACAUCCUGAUGUUUGUUACAGGACUGGAUUCACUGCCUCCUUCAACAACUGAUCCUCAGCCCCAACUGACUUUUGAGAGGACUUCUAAAUUUCCCAUUGCCAGCACAUGUGCCAAUACAAUCAAAUUGCCAAUGUCCAAAAGCUAUGAAGAGUUCAAAAAUGCAAUGGACUUUGGUAUCCAAAACUCACCUGGUUUUGGAUUGCACUGAG